Plutella xylostella (diamondback moth) is the source of this 2822-nucleotide messenger RNA. RefSeq names its product amino acid transporter heavy chain SLC3A1. The record is from RefSeq and is a predicted model, not a curated record. NCBI's taxonomy places the organism in Eukaryota, Metazoa, Arthropoda, Insecta, Lepidoptera, Plutellidae. Gene Ontology annotation, biological process: carbohydrate metabolic process.
AGCUACUACUGUCAGUGUCAGGAAAAAAACAAAAUAAAUUCCUGAAAUUCUGGCCAAUUUUUCCGAAAAUAGAUUAUUUGAUUCGGAUUGCAUGUGAACUUCUUGAAAAGUACCAAAUUACAAUUAAUACCACACGGAAAUUGUACACAAAACACCUAUAUUUCCCUUCGUAAAUGUUAAAUCAAUAGUGUUUCAAAAUGAGUGAAUUGGUACCAGAGUUAGAGGGGCCGGAUAACAACAAUAGCGGGACAGAUCUGGAGACCUUGGACUAUUUACGCGGCGUAAAGUCCUCAACAUGCCUGCUGCUGCCGACGACCCCCAGCCCCACUGCCCUGGACUUCCAACACCCUCUGUCGGAUCAGAUGACCGACGCCGCAUUCCUAACGCUCAAUGAUGAGACCAGUGACCUUAAGAAUAUUGAUACAUCAGCGGGAGACUCCAGCUCGUCAGCGGACUCAAACUCGGUGGUGCAGGACCCUGUCAGCGCUCAACUCAUCAACAACAUCAGCAUGCUGGAGUAUCAGACCCUGAGCAAGAACGGAGACCAUAUCCUGAACCAGGUGGAGGACUGCAAACUCAACGGCAACCUCAAUGUUGGCAACCGGAAACUCCCUGGCUUCAUCAACUGGAACUGGGCUGUCAUCAGAAAGGUACUCCUUUGGAUUGUUCUCUCUGGCCUCAUAGCCUGUCUCGGCGCCAUCAUCGCUAUGAUUGUUACCAUACCAACCUCCUGCAACCCUGACCUCCCCUGGUACCAAGGGAAGGUAAUCUACGAAAUAUUCCCAGCCAGCUUCAAGGAUUCCAACAAUGAUGGAAUUGGAGACUUGAAAGGAAUCAUAAAGAAACUUGACUACAUAGAGGAGCUUGGGGCAUCAGCCAUCAGACUCAACUACAUCUUUGAGGCUUCCAACUAUCCUGAUCAUUAUUACAACACAACCUCCUUGAUCAGGAUUGAUAGAAGCAUUGGAACCGACAAGGACUUCAAAAACCUUGUAGGUGCAGCACACAGCAGGAACAUGUUUGUUGUUAUAGACAUACCUGUCAUCUCAAUAGCUACGCCAGUGUUCUCGCGAAACUUGAAUGUCUCUCACACAAUACUCACUUCGAACGGCACAGUUCUAGACUACUUCGACCCGACCUCGGACGCCAUAGCGUACUGGUCUAAGGUCCAAAACGUCGAUGGGUUUUAUCUGAAAAACCUUGAAAAGUUCGUUGACGACGUAAACUUCGGCAGCACCCUUCAAAUCUGGAAACAGAUGAUUGGCGCCGGCAAAAUAUUCAUAGCCAGUGAAGCAGCUCUGCAAAAAGCUAAAGGAGACUCACUCCACAUCCUGCUAUCGAGGGUUGAUUUAAUCGAUGUCCCUUUACACCUAAAUAACGACAUAACUCAUGUGAAGAACCGGAUAGACGAAGUUCUUUCUGGGCCUCUGUGGUCCAAGCCUCAUUACCCGUGGGUUCUAUGGAACAUUGGGGACAUCGACAGUGAGAGGAUUGCCAGUAAACAAAUGAACAACACUCUGGUUUUGCGAGUCCUUCAAUUCUCCCUUCCUGGCACCAUCAAUAUGUUUUACGGUGACGAAAUAGGCCUCGGAGGAAUAUCUUCCAAAGACGUUGAGCACGACUUCCACGAGCACAAGCAUGUGCAUAACGUCCCGCCAAUGAUGUUUCCGGGAAUAGACGAUAAAGAGAACAGCGGGAAAGUACUAUCAUGGAACUCCAAGUCUUCCUUAGACCCCAACUACCACUACCUGGAAAUAAUAAAGAGUCUCACCAAAGUCAGACUGAACACUCCGACUAUUUACCUGAACGGAAUAUUUAAAGAAGGGAAUAUAUUCAAGAAUGCGGAGGUGCGGCAAACGGAGAAUGACCUCGUGGUGGUCGAGCGUUGGUUUCCCAGAAGGAAUACUUGCGUGUUUGUCGGGAAUCUGGGGAACUCGUCGAUAACUACUGACCUUUCCACGAUGUUCUAUGGGGGAACAGUGAUCGCCGGUACUAACACCAGCCUCAUCGGGCAGGUUCUUUACUUCGAAAAGAUCACUUUUCUUCCGAAUUCCGGUGUUAUAUUGAAACUGGAAAAGUAAUUGACGUUUGAAUCCUAUCGUAGCCAUUAGAGCGUUUCUUGAGCGCUGGUCUUCUCUGAUUUGUUUUUAUUGUAUCUCGUCAGUAAAAAUUCAUGCCUCUUUUUAUCAUAAAAUCCAACUGUUGUAACAAAAAUUUGAGGACUAGCGGUCAAGAUUGCUAUGUAGGAGAGAACCUCAUUUAAACUUACAAUCUCAAUCAUUAGGUGCAGAGUUUUAGAAACGAAGCCCUAAGUAGGUAUUAUUUAAUCGUAAGGAUAAUAGUUUUACCUAUCUAUGCUAUUGGAUGGCUGCCAUAUUGAAGAAUCUUCAUUGGUAUUUGAUGUACUUAUAGGUUUUGAUACGUAUAACCACGAUAUUUCUUAACAGAAUCUCAAAAUGUAUUUUCAUUUGUUAUAUGAUUUGUAGUAAUGUAAGUAUUAAGUUUUUUAAUUAUGUUUUUAAUUAUUGUAUUAUACGGUACGGUAUUUAGGGAGCAACCGUACCUACUUCUAACCAAAAAUGUAGAGCUAAUUAGAUAAUACUUCCCAAAGAUGUUUGUCAGUAUUUUAUUCCUUAAUUUACCAAAGAUUGUACUUACCUACUUAGUAGUUGAAAAAUCAAACACAUGUUUUAUAUUGCGAUUUUUUAAUGUAAAUUAUUUACAUUUGUACACAGUUGAAACAAUAUGUACUUUGUGAAUGUUUAACCUAGUUAAAUUAUAUACACACGAUGGCCGUAAACAAAAUAAAUAGUUGCAGAUAU